CAGCCCAGCGCCUGGAGGGGAUCCGCCGCCAUCUCAGAUCUGUCGGCCUUGCCAGGGCCCACCGGAGAAAGCUGCAGCUCAGGUUCUAUCACACUUAUGGGGGACCAGCCUUGUGCCUCCGGGGGCUCUACGCUCCCUCCUGGAAACACGCGGGAAGCCAAGCCUCCAAAAAAGCGCUGCCUCCUCGCGCCGCGGUGGGAUUAUCCAGAAGGAACUCCCAACGGAGGUAGUGCAGCCCUCCCCUCCGCAUCUCCUCCCGCGCCAGCCGGCCUGAAGUCGCACCCUCCUCCUCCGGAGAAGUAGUGAAAUGUAUUUCCCCCCCUACCCUACACCAGUUUUCAAGGGAUUGCGGUAUGACUCCAUUUCUCUGGUGCAUUUGUAAAAUAAUUUACCUAGUGAUGACAAUUUACAAUGCUACUCCACUUUUUCUGAUGUUCUGCACUUGGAGGUUGUGAUUUUAAAGGGCACCUGAAGAUCUGGACCUUCAGCUUGAUUCAAAUCUUGGGCUCCAGUAAGAAUAGGAUUAACCAAGAAGCAUCUUGUGACAAAAGGCAAACUGUUCUUCAAAUGGGCAAUACCAUCUUCUUAUCUUGAAGAGAACAGCCAAAAGCUACAGAUCAACCACCCACCAGGCUUCUCCAGACAAAGAUGGAACUCAGGUAUGGUCACUCAGGCCAUACCUGUGACUUGAGACAAUUUAACUAUGCAUACCUUUAUCAUUCCCUGCCCCUAUUUAUCCCCAUUGAACUUGAAGUCAAUGUCUGUACUUCUGAAGAUGAUUAACAAUGUAUGUACUGAAAUGCUGUCUUCCUAUGACUGUCAUGUAGUAAACCUCCUUUCUCUGCUCU
Molecule: messenger RNA, 848 nt
Organism: Perognathus longimembris pacificus (Pacific pocket mouse)
Lineage: Eukaryota; Metazoa; Chordata; Mammalia; Rodentia; Heteromyidae
Gene: Nbdy
Product: negative regulator of P-body association
Exons: 3
Coding region: 97-303 (68 amino acids)
Source: RefSeq, a predicted model, not a curated record